Molecule: messenger RNA, 7292 nt
Organism: Dunckerocampus dactyliophorus (ringed pipefish)
Lineage: Eukaryota; Metazoa; Chordata; Actinopteri; Syngnathiformes; Syngnathidae
Product: teashirt homolog 1-like
Exons: 3
Coding region: 1753-5328 (1191 amino acids)
Biological process (GO): regulation of transcription by RNA polymerase II
Cellular component (GO): nucleus
Molecular function (GO): DNA binding; DNA-binding transcription factor activity, RNA polymerase II-specific
Source: RefSeq, a predicted model, not a curated record
GGAGGAUCCUUUAAAAUCAAUGAAGUGCGCCGAGUAGGACAUGUCGAUGAUAGGGCGCCUCGGAACCGGAAGAAGUCCACAAAGUGAAUCGGUGCCUCUCCGUCUGGAACCGAGAGAAAACAACACCGCUCUCCUAGCGUUUCUUGCCCAUACUAGACCGGACAUUGCCCCCGAAAUGUGACAAAGUUCACGGGCAACUUGACGUGCUAUUAGCCUGCUAGAGGCUCGUCCUCCGCGCUUACAUCAUACAGGCCCGGGCCGUGUUCAAACAAGCCAAUUAUUGUUUUCUGCUUCGAACCGAAAAUAAACGUGCCAAUACCGAUGGUUUGUAAACGAGUCCACAGUGGAGUGGAGAUGGAGUUAAACCCAAAACGUUUUGUGGUGGUGAAGCCGCGGAGAAGAGCACAGCAGCGCCACUGACUCGCUCGUCGUCGGUGUAGUCCUGUAAAGUCCCUCCCCCUUCCUCUUCUUCCCGGACACAACAUUCACUUCCUAGUAAGGUGAAACAAACCACCUCCUCUCCAAGACAUCAACAACGGGACUAACAUGCUUAAUAAUAUUACCACAAUAAAGAAAAAGCGUGUUCAAGUGACGUCUUUGAAGAGUUAUGUGGCGUUCGCGGUCCCAUGUACCUGUAACCUUAGCUUGUAUCGCUAAUUGAACGGGCAGCUGCUAGCAUUUGAGAUUCACCUCACAUACAUAAAUAUAUCGUUUUAAAUCACAUCGUAAUGUAGAAUGUGUAACGAAACGAACUCAGACUUGGUCGCUGCCUUACUUUUCUGGUGUUCUUACGAAUAUGACGUGACAUUAUUUCAAUGUGGUUGUCGUUGCUGUGCUUUUAAUGGCUACAAGAGGAUGUGCUGUGCCGCUAUUGUCGGCGUUGAUUUUUGCAGCAGGGAGAGAGAGGAGAGUGUUGGUUGGGUAAGGGGACAAGACAAUUAAAAAGAUUGACAGGUAGCCUCCUCUGUCAGGGCUGACGCUUGUGGAGAAGGGGAGGAGUAAAAAAUGUAGCAGGAAAAGCCACUCGAUGCGUCUGUCUAUCAGUUGAGACGGUCUGAAACAGCUUCUGGAUCCAUUGCGUUUCCAUUUUGACUUAUUUUUUUUUAGCAAGGGGGUUAGAGCUCGGAUGUGUCCCCCUCCCUCCUUUCUUUUAAGAGACAAACGUGUUAGUAGUCCAUGUCGCCAAAGCUUUGGAUGCGUCUCAAGUGUUCCUUCUCGCCGCAUCAAACAGACUCCGUCCUCAAGAUGCAAUGAGAUAAUCAUUCGCAUCGUUCCAUAAUCGUAGGUUUCUGACUCAUAACGGGGACAAAACGGACUCGCUUCUUAUCAGAUUGGACUUAUUUGUUUUGUUUAGUUAUUUUUGAGUUUUGUUGCGCAUCAAAAGCGUAGCAAACUAUCGCCUCUCAACAACUCCAAAGAUUUUUUUUUAAUUCAAGCGGAAGUGAAGGGAAAACUUUGGCUUUUGAACUGUUUGUUCUUCUUUCCAUGGGGAAAAUGAAGGAAGAUGACAUUUGAUGGACAAGAAUGUCCUCCGAGCUGCUCCAAUCCAUUCGUAAUUUUUCAGCUCCACGUCGCUGGAGCCGAUCCAGCUAUUAAGUCUAAAAAUAUCAGCCAGUGUGAAGAGAAGACUGACUUUUUCAGCUCUGAGAUCAAAACGUGCUCCCCCCGAAAAGGGAUGAUUUUUCACCACUGACAGACUUCCAGUUCGUUGUAAUUCCUGCAUGAGAAGCACCGUGGAGGCUGACGGUCACUAUGCCGAGGAGAAAGCAGCAAGAGCCGCGGCGAUCAGCAGCGUACAUGCCCGAAGAUGAACUUAAGGCACCCACUCACGAUGACGAAGAGCACCUUCAGGAUGACGGCCUCUCAUUAGAUGGUCAGGACACUGAGUUUCUGUGCAAUGAGGAAGAGGAAGAUGUAGAAGGGGGGCAGCCACCGAGUUACAGAGACUCGCCACUCAGCAAUGGCACCAACCCUGAUGCCGGAUACGGGUCCCCGCUUAGUGAUGCCAGUGACCGACUUACCGACUUCAAAAGCACCUCCUCUCGGGAUGGUCAAGAGAAGGAGGGUACAACGUUGCCCUUCUCACCCAACAACGGCCUCUCUUUCCAGGAUAGCCUGGCACAGAUGAAAGCCGUCUAUGCAAACCUCAUUUCAGAUGCCUCUUGGUCCAGCAUUACAAUGGACAUCAUGAAAUCCAAGUCUGCUGCAGCUGGCAGUGUCAGCAGCGUCCUCACCAAUUCAGAAGCUGCUUCUACUGCCCCUGUCUCCGCAAACACGACAACAACUGCAAAUAAGAGCAAUGGGAUCAACAUGAUCAACAGUCACCACAAUGGCAGGAGUUCCAGCGCCACUGUCAACCACACCGGCACCACAACUGUUAACACUAAUAGCACAGCAGCUAGCUCAGUUGGCAGCCACAGUGCAACCAGUAGCAAUGGGAGCAACAGUGGAGUGGCUAAUAACGGCAGUGGUGUGGCCUAUGACUGGCACCAGGCAGCACUUGCAAAAACUCUUCAGCAGACCCCCUACCACCUUUUACCAGAGCCUAGCCUUUUCAGCACCGUGCAGCUCUACCGCCAAAACAAUAAGCUGUAUGGCUCUGUCUUCACCGGUGCAAGCAAAUUCCGCUGUAAAGACUGCAGUGCUGCCUAUGAUACAUUAGUGGGGUUGACGGUCCAUAUGAAUGAGACUGGCCACUAUCGAGAUGACAACAAGGACAAAGAGGAGGAUCAUGGAAAGCGCUGGUCUAAACCUCGCAAGCGCUCCCUGAUGGAGAUGGAAGGGAAAGAGGACGCUCAGAAGGUGCUGAAGUGUAUGUACUGUGGCCACUCAUUCGAAUCACUGCAGGAUCUCAGCGUUCAUAUGAUUAAGACCAAGCAUUACCAGAAAGUGCCUCUCAAAGAACCAGUGCCAGCCUUGGCCACUAAACUCGUACCCGCAUCCGCUAAAAAACGAGCAAUCCAAGAUGCUAUAAUAUCGCCGUGCUCCCCAGACUCUAUCCAUACCGGUGGUACCGGUGGAAAUGCAUCACUUGGUGAUGUUGGCAAAGAUGCAAAAGCAGCAGCUAACCCUUAUGUAACAGCAAACAACCGCUAUGGCUACCAGAAUGGCGCCAGCUAUACAUGGCAGUUUGAAGCUCGAAAAGCCCAGAUACUCAAAUGCAUGGAGUGUGGUAGCUCUCAUGAUACGCUGCAACAGCUUACUGCUCACAUGAUGGUCACUGGUCACUUUUUGAAGGUCACAAAUUCGGCAUCUAAGAAAGGGAAACAACUGGUGUUCGAUCCUGUGGUGGAAGAAAAGAUUCAGUCUAUCCCACUACCACCAACCACCACCAGACUCCCUGUUCCUAAUAGUGUUAAGUCUCAGCCUGUGUCCCCUGCCCUCUCCUCUGGCUCAGAGGAAAAGCGGGAAGUGAGUGAGGAUGAGAAAGUUGAAAGUGGGGAGCCAGUGGAGAAAAAAAUAAAGGAGGAGAAAGACGACACGGGUGAAAAAGUUGAGACUGACGCCACAUCAUAUAAAUAUCUUAGAGAAGAAGAUCUGGAAGAAACUCCUAAAGAAGGUCUAGAUAUACUUAAAUCCCUUGAAAACACAGUGUCAAGCGCCAUUAGCAAGGCUCAGACAGGCACUCCCACAUGGGGUGGAUAUCCUAGCAUUCAUGCGGCUUACCAGCUCCAAGGUGCUAUAAAGAGCUCUACUGCUGUUCUGCCCCCCACCAUCCAGAGUGUCCAGAUGCAGCCAAUGUUUAACAGUGGGCUCCGGAGCCUUGUGAGUGACCCCAGUUCAGUCAUCCACUCACCUCGUAGCCCCUCUUCCCCUACUCCCCUCAGGAGCAACGUCACUGCCAUGGAGGAGCUGGUAGAGAAAGUGACGGGGAAACCUACCAGUGUAAAGAAAGAAAAAGAGGAGAAGGUGGUGAGUGUGGACAGAAGCCGACCUCCAUCACUAGUAAAAUCUCCCUCUCCUGCGCUGAGAGAGCAAAGAGAACAAGUGGUCUCUCCAAAUGACUUCACUGGGGGUAAACCAUCUAGUAUGAGGAGUACCAGCCCAGGCAGUGUAGAGUCAGAGUUUAUCUGCAAGAAGGAGCCUAAAGAAAGUCUUGUGGAUGUCCAUAAUAGCAAUUCAAGGAAUGGCCCAGAGGCAUGCCAGUCUCCGGUAACUAAUGGCAACAGUCUCGGCAUCAUCACUGAUCACUCACCGGGAAGUCCUUUUAUCAACCCUCUCAGUGCACUCCAGUCAAUCAUGAACACACACUUGGGUAAGGCCUCGAAACCAGUAAGCCCAGCUGCAGACCCGCUAUCUAUGCUUUACAAAAUCAGCAACAGCGUGAUGGAUAAACCAGCCUUCAACCCGCCAUCUCAGGGCAAACCCGCUGAGCCCAUCAACCACUAUCCUUUGUAUGAAAACAAUGACCAACCCAUGGACUUGAGCAAACACAAGUCUAGCACUAAAAGUAACAGUCACAAUAACAACAGCAGUAGUGUGGUGAAAAACAUUGUAAACGGUAACAAACCUCUCAUUGCCCUUGCUGACACCGUUUCUUCCCCUCUGAGAGAGAAUGCUCUAAUGGAUAUCUCUGAUAUGGUAAAGAACCUCACUGGGAGACUUACUCCCAAAUCGUCAACUCCCUCCUCAAUCUCAGAGAAGUCUGAUGCUGAUGGCAGUGCAUUUGAAGAUGCUCUGGAGGAUCUCUCGCCAGUGCAGAAGAGAAAAGGGAGGCAGUCCAACUGGAAUCCCCAGCACCUCCUUAUCCUGCAGGCACAGUUUGCAUCCAGCUUGCGAGAGACCCCAGAAGGCCGCUAUGCUAUGACUGACCUGGGCCCUCAGGAAAGGGUCCACAUCUGUAAGUUCACUGGCCUCUCAAUGACUACCAUAUCCCACUGGCUAGCUAAUGUCAAGUACCAGCUGAGACGGACUGGGGGCACAAAGUUUCUCAAGAACAUGGACUCAUGCCAGCCUGUGUUCCUCUGUGGUGACUGUGCUUCCCAGUUCAGGACUCCCUCCUCCUACAUCAGCCACCUGGAGUCUCACCUGGGCUUCAGCUUGAAGGACCUGUCAAAACUGUCAACUGAGCACCUACGGGAGCAGCAGGCUGCCUCAAAGGUGAUCACGGACAAAAUGACAUUUGGCAGUCCUCUGUCAGCUUUGACCACGCCAGAGGACGACAUUGGCUCCGUGUACCAGUGCAGACUUUGCAAUCGGACAUUCGUCAGCAAACACGCAGUCAAGCUGCACCUCAGUAAGACCCACGGAAAGUCUCCCGAGGACCACUUGGUGUUUGUCACGGCUUUGGAGAAACUGGAGAAACUAGACAAAAUGGAAACAGUCUAAAGAGGGUCUCAGUGAUGGACAGCUAUGGAACUGACUAGAAUUUCAUUGCACUAAAACAACAUUGUUCACCAUUACUGCACUGGGCCGAACUGAGCCAACAGAAAAAACAUACACAAAAAAAGAACUCUUAUUUUCUGUUGUGAUUAAUGCCUGACUGGACCAUGUUGAUUUGUUUUGUUUGUUUUGCCAAACCUUUUUUUACACUUAUUUUGUAAUAUAUUUAUAUGCUAUUUGUCUGAUCUGUGCAUGUAUUUUAGUGACUGAAGGUUAAACAAAUGAUUUUAAUAUUCUCAUUGCAAAACUACAACUACUGCGUCAACGGUAAAAGUGAAAAUGCAUUGGAAGAAUGGAAAUCUGUAUAAUACUUGAGGAAAAUUAAAUGUAUACACCAAAAUAAUUAAAGAAUACCCCCGAAAGACUGAAGUAGCACCUUAGAUAUUUGAAUUCUGCAUUUGUAAAAAGAACAUGUAUUGAAACGUCCUGCAUUUGAGAUUGAUACCUCCCCCCCAUCACGUUGGGUUCCUUUUAUUGAACUGUUUUUGAAGAAUGGCUUGCUCAUUUAUUUAUAUAUAUAUAUACAUAUGUAUAUGUAUAUAUAUGUAUAUACAUGUGUAUAUAUAUAUAUGUAUAUAUAUAUAGGUGUGUGUGUGUGUGUAUAUAUAUAUAUAUAUAUAUAUAUAUAUAUAUACACACACACAAGAUUUUAAAAGAUUAUAUGAACAUUUGGAACAACUGAAUUGCUGUUUCCAGUGAGUCAAAAGUGGCCAUUGUAUGCAAGUUUGCUCAAAGAAACUUUUGUUGUUGUGAAGUACCACCUAUUGUCACAUUCAUUUCUGUUCAACGCUUCUUGUUUUCCUUUUUUUUUUUUUUUUUUUUUUUUACCGGUGUUGCUUUCAGCUGUAAAAAGAACAGUUGUAAAUGAUUACCAGUGAAAUGUCAGUACUCCCAUAACACCUCCCAUCAUUUGAAAUGACUCGGCAGUCUUUGUAUCUUAAGGUGUGUGCAUUCUCUAACUUUUAUAUUGUCAUUUUAUGUACUUAAAUGAUUAAAAACAAACAAAAAACAGAUUGUGUACAUAGAUAUAUGCUGUAGAGCUACAAAAUGUCUUUUUUAAAGAAAAUACAAAUUUAGCUUCUUUGGCUUGGUUUACAGAAAUAAUUUUAAGUAUACUUGCAUCCAAUUUGAUGCAUGGAAUGGUGUGGAAAAUAAAUAAGCGAUGCACAAUGACUGUACAUUUCAAUGUUGUAUCAACAAUAUUGUAAAAAAAAAAACAAAAAACAAACGUUUUUAGCGCCGAUUAGAUUGUUUCUUUCCUUUCUCAAUUGUAAAAUAAACCCCAAAGCAGUUGUUAACGGUCAUGCAUUUGUGGUUGUGUAUUCAUUUGUCAUGAUGAUGCAUCAAGUUCAGCAUGUGUAAGAUACUAUUCUGUAGCAUCCUCGUUGCCGCAAAUUAAAGGAAUCACGGUAAAAUCCACCACCUAGCCCAGUGUAAUACAUUUUUUCAUUGACUUUUGAAAAAUAUUUGACAUUCCCUCCUGGCUAGUACUAUUUUAUUGUACAACAGAUCUGCUUUUCUCUUUCCAAAGUUAGAGUCAGAAAAGCAGCUGGUAUCAUCAUCAUACAGCUGAUGAGAGAGCUGCAUCAUACCACCAAUGAUAAGAAUAAUAGUUAAGAUGACAGGAAUGAUAAGCUUGUAAAGAGUGCCUAUUGUGCUGUAAGAAACCCAUGCUAGGCUUGUGACUGGCCUUUGGAGGGCAUGCUCUGAAGGGCCAGUGUUAUAUUAAUGACAGCAGUGUACUCUAACCAGUGAUCAGAUCAGAUGGGUGUCUGUUCUGCUUGAUGUAGCCUCCUGACUGGUGACACUGAAACAACUAUUAGAAAAAAUAAAUACAUUUUGAUGCUACACAGAAUAGAGGCUGCCUUUUUACUCUGCUCAGUUCAGUUCAGUCGUGUUUUUGUGGCAGG